Terrapene triunguis (Three-toed box turtle) is the source of this 2951-nucleotide messenger RNA. It is a transcript of the gene TEC, whose product is annotated as tec protein tyrosine kinase. The record is from RefSeq and is a predicted model, not a curated record. The coding region runs from base 116 to 2011 and encodes 631 amino acids. Gene Ontology annotation, biological process: peptidyl-tyrosine autophosphorylation; intracellular signal transduction; adaptive immune response. Gene Ontology annotation, molecular function: non-membrane spanning protein tyrosine kinase activity; ATP binding; protein binding. NCBI's taxonomy places the organism in Eukaryota, Metazoa, Chordata, Testudines, Emydidae. The transcript has 18 exons.
UCCGCAGCGGCAGCUCCAGGGCUCAGCUUCUUUCAGCAGCAGCACCACUCGCCUCAAGCCGCGACCGCAGGAUUUGAUAUUCAAUGGCUGGAAAUCUAGAUAUCAAGUGGCCGAAAUGAAUGUGAACCCUAUCUUAGAGGAGAUUCUGAUUAAAAGAUCACAACAGAAGAAAAGGACUUCUCCCUUAAAUUACAAAGAAAGGCUUUUCGUGCUUACGGAAUCAAUGUUGACAUACUAUGAAGGUCGAGCAGAGAAAAAAUACAGAAAGGGAUCUGUUGAUAUUGCAAAAAUCAAGUGUGUUGAAAUUGUGAAGAACGAUGGUGCCAUUAUUCCCUGUCAAAAUAAAUAUCCAUUUCAGAUUGUAUAUGAUGCUAAUACACUUUACAUUUUUGCGCCCAGUGCACACAGCAGGGAUCAGUGGGUGAGGAAUCUUAAAGAAGAAAUAAAGAAAAAUAGUAAUAUAAUGGUAAAGUAUCAUCCUAAAUUCUGGACAGAAGGAAUUUAUCAAUGUUGCAGACAAACAGAAAAAUUAGCACCUGGCUGUGAAAAAUACAAUCUUUUUGAAAACAGCAUAAGGAAAUCACCUUCUCCAAUACCAGAUAAAAAUAAGCGAAGGCCUCCACCACCUGUUCCGCCAGCUGAGGAAGAUGAAGAUGAAGAUGAGGAAAUAGUAGUAGCAAUGUAUGAUUUUCAGCCCACAGAGUCUCAUGAUUUGAGACUAGAGAGAGGUGAAGAAUAUACAAUAAUUGAAAAAAAUGACAUUCAUUGGUGGAAAGCAAGAGAUAAAUAUGGAAGCACAGGAUAUAUUCCAAGCAACUAUGUAACAGGAAAGAAGUCCAACAACCUUGAUCAGUAUGAAUGGUAUUGCAGAAAUCUGAACAGAAGUAAGGCAGAACAACUUCUCAGAGAUGAGGAUAAAGAAGGUGGUUUUGUGGUGAGGGACUCUAGUCAGCCGGGUCUGUAUACGGUAUCCCUUUAUACAAAAUAUGGAGGAGAAGGUUCAUCAGGAAUAAGACACUACCAUAUAAAAGAAACAAUGACGUCACCAAAGCAGUACUAUCUAGCAGAAAAACAUCUUUUUGACACCAUUCCAGAGAUAAUCGAGUAUCAUAAACAUAAUGCAGCAGGUCUUGUUACACGGUUGCGAUACCCAGUGACGCCAAAGAAGAAGCCUGCACCAACUACUGCAGGGUUCAGCUAUGAGAAAUGGGAAAUUAAUCCAUCAGAGUUGACCUUCAUGAGAGAAUUGGGGAGUGGUCUCUUUGGAGUGGUGCGUCUUGGCAAAUGGAGGGCACAAUAUAAAGUGGCCAUCAAAGCAAUCCGAGAAGGUGCAAUGUAUGAGGAGGACUUCAUAGAAGAAGCUAAAGUAAUGAUGAAGCUAACCCAUCCUAAAUUAGUUCAGCUGUAUGGGGUCUGUACACAGCAAAAGCCUAUUUACAUAGUGACAGAGUUCAUGGAACAUGGGUGCCUUCUGAAUUACCUUCGACAAAAACGUGGACACUUUAAUAAAGAUACCCUGCUGACAAUGUGCCAGGAUGUAUGUGAAGGGAUGGAGUACUUGGAGAGAAACAGCUUUAUCCACAGAGAUCUGGCUGCCAGAAACUGUUUAGUGAAUGAGUCAGGAGUGGUGAAAGUGUCUGAUUUUGGAAUGACAAGGUACGUUCUUGAUGACCAGUACACAAGCUCUUCAGGUGCUAAAUUUCCUGUAAAGUGGUGUCCCCCAGAGGUUUUUAAUUAUAGCCGAUUCAGCAGCAAAUCAGAUGUCUGGUCAUUUGGUGUUCUAAUGUGGGAAGUAUUUACUGAGGGUAAAAUGCCCUUUGAGAAAAAUACAAAUUAUGAAGUGGUAACUAUGGUUAGCCAAGGACAGCGUCUGUAUCGGCCAAAAUUAGCUACCAAGAACGUAUAUGAAGUGAUGGUGAUGUGCUGGCAUGAGAAACCUGAGGGACGCCCUACAUUUGAAGAUUUGCUGCGUAUAAUUGAUGAGAUAGCGGAGAGUGAAGAUGCUUUCUGAAGAAGAGGAGCGGAGGCACAAGAAUUCUAUAGUACAGCAAAGAAUCAACAUUCAAGAGACAUGGCAUUAUUCUUUAAGAGCAUGAUCCUGCAAACUUCUGAGUGUUGCUGAAUGAAGUGUGGAGAGCCUAAGCAUUAACACUUAGCAUUUCCUCAGCAGUCAUGCGGAGAAAGUUCCACAUAAUAGAAAGAAACAUGCACAAUAUAUUCACCAACAUGGGCUGCGCGUGCCUGCAUUCGGAGAGGCUAGCCCCCUGCCACCUGCCCUUUUUGCCUGAGACCCUUCCCCCAUCCAAUGCCUCGCUCUCACCGACCAGUCUUCCAGCGUAGCCCUGAACCCUGGCUGGUGCCUGGAACAGCCCCGAGCCUGGGCUGGCCUGCUGGCACCCGGAGCAGUCUGGAGGAACCCUGAACCCUGGCUGGCUGGUCAGGGCCAAGCCCUGAGCCCGGGCCUCCCAGAGGAGCUCUGAGCCCUGCCACAGCCCAGUCCUGGGGCUGCAGCAGGGAGCAUUAGCAGAGGAUUGGGGCAGCUCAGCCUCCCCCAGCCUCCAUUACACACCGCCAAUGCCCUCUCUGAAGAGUUACCAUGGGGUUAGUGAAAAAUUGGGAUUGAUGCAUGGAGCAAAUUAUAGGAUAUGGCAAAAGUACAGACACUUAAGUGCAAACCAGUAAAUGCAAAUGAUGUAUAUAGUGUCCAUGUCUAUGAGUUUCAUUUACUCUUGCUGCCAGUUAGUAGUAGGAGCUGCUUGUAUACUUAAGAGCUUUGCUUAAAAACUAAACGCAAGGUCAUUUUGUGAGGGCCACCUACUCCCAUAGGAAUGCUUCUAGAGGUUCUUCUGAAAUAUUAUUUCUCACAGCCUGUUGAUUGAUGCUUUAUGCCAGUGAUGGGCAACCUGCGGGCCGCGCUGACUGCCACUUCCCACAGCUCCCAUUGGCCGGGA